AUGGUGCGAAAGAGUACUAAUGCUGUUGAACAAACUCAUAAUAAAUCCAAUCGUCGUGGAAAGCAAUUGACAUUGCUUCAAGCAAUUCUUGAAUCAUUGAAGCUAGAUAUACAGGACGUGCAGCAGAAUCGAAGCUAUAAUUCAUAUGGUCUUCGACACCGCUAUGCAACUCAAACUUUGGAGGCUAGCUUUCUAAGACAUAUGGCACGAUCUGAAUCAGCUCGACAAACAGAAUCUAACUCACCUGAGUUGAAUAUACAAGAUCAAGAUCAAGAUCAUAUUUUCUUUCCCUCAUCUAGUAGCGGAAGACCAUUGCAACGAACUCCAAGUCGAAGGGGGAGCAUGAGCCGGCGAGGGAGCUCUCGAGCUAGAUCAAGCUCAUCCCAAGUUAGUCUCCAACGAGUUGCUACAGCUAAUUCACAUGAGCAAUAUCAAAAUACAGAGCUACAGAACCUGGAGGAGGAAUUGAAGAUAAACAAUCUAAAGGCCGAAUUACUUGCAAAGCAGAUUGAAAUCAAGAAAAGAGAACGUGAGCUACGUGAGUUAGAGUUAGAAAAUGGAGGACAGCAUUAA
Messenger RNA from Aspergillus chevalieri, 573 nucleotides. RefSeq lists its product as uncharacterized. The transcript has 4 exons. The record is from RefSeq and is a predicted model, not a curated record. The coding region runs from base 1 to 573 and encodes 190 amino acids. NCBI's taxonomy places the organism in Eukaryota, Fungi, Ascomycota, Eurotiomycetes, Eurotiales, Aspergillaceae.